Messenger RNA from Phytophthora infestans T30-4, 1167 nucleotides. RefSeq lists its product as uncharacterized. The record is from RefSeq and is a predicted model, not a curated record. The transcript has 2 exons. Lineage: Eukaryota; Oomycota; Peronosporomycetes; Peronosporales; Peronosporaceae. Gene Ontology annotation, molecular function: 3'-5'-RNA exonuclease activity. The coding region runs from base 1 to 1167 and encodes 388 amino acids.
AUGAACGGGUUCGACUCGUUCUUCCCGAGCAACUCGGCGCCGCGCAAUCCGUACUAUCGCCACUCGCAAGCGCGACGGCCUCGCGCGUCCACAAGCGAUCGCUUUUUCGUACUAGUGGGCACCAUCGUGGUCUUCAUGCUCUUUGUGGGAUACCAGAACUUUCGAAAUGUAGCGCCUUUAGGCGGUAGUCCUGCAUCCAUCGAGGAGCAAGCGGAAGCUGCAGCUGCUCUGUCUGGCAACGAGAAACGACCGAGUCUGCGAGCGACAACGACGGACGAGGAGACAGAUACGAACCAGCAGAAGCGGACGCUGAGCUCCUCACCUUUGAGUCUCAAGAUCAUGACCUUCAACUUGAGAUUCGCCGGUACGGGUGACGGCCUCAAUAGCUGGCGUUAUCGUAAAGACCACGUGGCCGACAUCAUCGAUCGCUAUCAUCCUGCCAUCAUGGGCACGCAGGAGGGACUCAAGGCGCAGCUGGCGGAGCUGGAGAGCCUGCUGAAUCACCCGUACGAACGCUUUGGCGUCGAACGUGAAGAGAACGGCGAGUUUGAGCAGAUUUUCUACGACGCGGCCGUGCUGGAGCGUCUGGAUGACGGGAACUUUUGGCUCUCGGAGGAACCAGACACGCCCGGUACUCAGGGAUGGGACGCUGCUUGUGUGCGUAUGGUCACAUGGGGUAAAUUCCGUUUACGUGCAACGCAACAGGAGCUUUUUGUGUUCAACACGCAGCUGGAUCAUGUGGGUCCAAAGUCACGCGAAGAAGGCUCGAAGCUACUGUGGGCACGCAUCCAGCAGAUCUCGGGGGAUGCCCCAUUCUUCCUCAUGGGAGACUUUAACACUUAUCGCCACACUAGUACAUACAGCUACUUCACAUCCCAAGAGGGAGGACCGCAACUUCGUGAAGCGUGGCCUGAAGCGGCGAAGCAGAUUGGUGACGUAUCGUACACGUAUCACGGCUGGGCUGGCGUUAAGAACGACGGCGAGAAGACUGCUGUCCGUGCUGCGAACCACAUCGACUGGAUCUUCUAUCGUCCGCAGAUGAAGGUGCUGGCAACUGAAGUCAUUACUGAAGAUCGAAAGGGCCGCUACCCGUCGGACCACUACCCGAUUCAAGCCGAACUUCUCUUCCCUAGCCCAGCAGAACUGCCACCUCCAGGUGCUAAUUAG